Penicillium malachiteum is the source of this 321-nucleotide messenger RNA. RefSeq lists its product as uncharacterized. Lineage: Eukaryota; Fungi; Ascomycota; Eurotiomycetes; Eurotiales; Aspergillaceae. The transcript has a single exon. The coding region runs from base 1 to 321 and encodes 106 amino acids. The record is from RefSeq and is a predicted model, not a curated record.
AUGCUUUUCAACUCAUUCAAGGAUCGUCUGGGAGACGUCAGCGAUUUGGACCUUGACGACGACAUUGAACUCUUAGAAGAGAUCAAAGACAUUCGAGACAAACUCAAUAUUCUUGAGCGUAUUCUUGAUGAUAAAGAGGAUUUGACACAGAACCUUUUCAAGCUAUUUGACAUUGAAAAACAAGAAGACGGCACGACUACGAAGACUCUCCAGGACCAGGUUUUACAAUAUUAUCAGCAACGAGCCGGUGUCGGGCUACGCCUGGAUAGAAUCAAGAAGAUGGAUGAAGAUGCCAAAAUUUCGUAUGACGCGGUAAGUUGA